AUGGCUAAUACUAGCUCUAAUUCUUUUGUUUAUCCACCAUUAUCGAUAGAAAUAGCUUCAUGGCAACGUGAAUAUACACCUGGACCGCUGACCAAAGAUGAGUUUCGUCAAUUUUUCGAAGAUGGUUUUGUAAUCAAACAUGAUUUAUUGACACACGACCUAUUAGAAUCAACUAUUCACGGUAUAGAAAAAGUCGUUGAUGAAGUGGCACAAGACCUUUUCAGAGCAGACAAAAUCCAUGAUUUACAUGAAAAUACAAAUUUCUAUCAACGUUUAACGGCAAUUGAAGCACAAUUUCCAAGUGCUUCGGUUCUAAUGCAUAAGCGUGGUAUAUUACCAUGCGAAAUUGCGUCAUUAUGGUCGAGUCAGCCGCUAUUAAGUGUUGCUAAACAAUUGCUUGGACCAAACAUAGCCGGUCAUCCCGUAUGGAAUAUUAGACCAAAAAUUUAUUUAAUUGAAGGAUGUCUGCAAGUAUUACGCGGUGGUCAUCGCCCUGGUUUGACAUGUAAACAUAAUUGCUGUAGUGGAAAUACUUGGUAUGUGGAAUUACCGGAAGAAGAAAUGACAAAAACAUUAGGGAUUCCGUUGAAUGAACAAACCGUCGUCACUUGUGAAACUCCCUUCGGUUCCGUACUAUUCUUAAAUAAUUUAAUUCCGCAUAGAUCAACGGAAAAUUACAGUACAAAUAUAAGAUGGAGUUUAGAUUUGAGAUGGCAAAAGCCUAAUGAACCGAACGGCUUCUAUGGUUUGAAAGACAACAUAUUGAUGGCUAAAGAAGAUGAUGAGAAUUUCAAACCGGAUUGGGAACAAUGGUCAAAGAUUAACCGCAGUAAAUUACAAGAAGCUGCCGUUCAAGACAGAAUUAAAAAUGAAAUAGAAGAACUUCGAGAACAACGUUUGGAUGAUCCAUUCGAUACAACAAUAUCUGGACCGUGGAUGCAUAAUUGGCCAAUUGUUCAUCACAAUAGACACACUGCUGCAUUAACAACACAACCCACAAAUUGGAAUAAAUCGUGA
Messenger RNA from Rotaria sp. Silwood2, 1017 nucleotides. The record is from the annotation of a GenBank genome assembly. Lineage: Eukaryota; Metazoa; Rotifera; Eurotatoria; Philodinida; Philodinidae.